GAGGGGCUGCGGGUUGGGAUUGAGGGGCAUCAGCAGAGCUGAGGGCAGCCCAGAGUAGAGAUAAAUGGCAUGGGGCAGGGGGGUCAGGAUUGAGGGGCAUUGACAAAAUCCAUCAAAAAUCCCCCACCCCCUCAAUGUUAGCAGCAGCCCAGGCUCCUCUUUCCAGCCCACUCAGCUCACACCCUGGGUGCUCUCCCCCUUUUAACCUCUCAGCACCUGCUCUCUUCCUCUGCUCCAGCUGGACGAAUGGGUCGGCCAGGCCUGCGCUCUCGUCCUCCCGCUCUGUCUCGCUGCCGGCAGCCGUCUCUGUCCCUGAGACCCUUAACCUGUGAGGGCAGCGCAGAAUUCACAGGUGUGGCGGAGAUGGAGAAGCUGAAGGACGUCUUUUCCAACGUCAUCUUCUCUCUGGAGCAGAAGGGCAUGGCCAAGGUUCCCUACCAGGUGGCCAUACCGGAGGCUGUGGCGCAGAUCCAGCCAGAGCUGGCUCAGCUGCAACCAGCUCCUGCCUGCGUCCCGCCAUGCGGGUACCAGAAAAACGCCCAGGUCUACAAAUGCGCCUCGUGCAGCCAAGUGGAGUGUCAGCUCCCCCUGGACUGUCCAGUGGAGGACAUCUGGAAGAACGAGGGGGAGAGGAUGGCUCUGACAUGCAGGGUCCCGUUCCAGACCCCCCCUGACGUCCGGUACAGUUGGAAGUUUGUCAAGGACCUCCGGACUCGAGAUCUCUCCCUCUUCCGGGACCUGCACCCAGGUGCCAGCUCCUCCAUCGUCCUCCGCCCCACGCGGGGCUCGCACCGUGGCACCUACGCCUGCCAGCUAGCCGAGGAGGACGACGUGCUAGCCCGGAACUACUUCUACCUCAAUGUGACUGCCAGCAGCCAGGGGGCAGAGACAGAGCUGCAGGAUAUGUUCCGCGCCAUCCUGCAGUCCCCAGCGGGGCGCAGGGCUGAGGGUCGGCUUCCUGGGCUCUCGGAGUUGCUGGCUGAACCCGACUCACUGCACAGGAGGAAUGUGGUGCUGCUGAUGGUGGGGCUGGCGCUGAGUGCCCUGCUGGGCACCCUGCUGCUGGGGGGCAUCUGUCGCUGGGCCAUGGGCCGGCCCUGAUGCACCCGGCCUGGGCCCUGGACUCGCCUCUGCUUCGGUGGCCCGGGACUGGCACCGUCAAUUCUCUAUCAGAAUAAACCCAACUUCCAGCCUGA
Molecule: messenger RNA, 1196 nt
Organism: Chelonoidis abingdonii (Abingdon island giant tortoise)
Lineage: Eukaryota; Metazoa; Chordata; Testudines; Testudinidae
Source: RefSeq, a predicted model, not a curated record